Messenger RNA from Lichtheimia ornata, 2178 nucleotides. RefSeq lists its product as uncharacterized. The transcript has 14 exons. NCBI's taxonomy places the organism in Eukaryota, Fungi, Mucoromycota, Mucoromycetes, Mucorales, Lichtheimiaceae. Gene Ontology annotation, biological process: cell division. Bases 1 to 2178 code for a protein of 725 amino acids. Gene Ontology annotation, molecular function: protein binding. The record is from RefSeq and is a predicted model, not a curated record.
AUGCAAUCCGAUCGCAACCCAAAAACGACACCUAUACGAGCGGGUGAAUUGCCUUCUGAUCCAGCUUCAUCGCCUCUACGAUUUACUGAUACGGGCACCACCAGUCCUCAAGACAAUGCGCGCAUUAACUCGUUUGGUUUGCGUGGAUCCUCCGUGUCACCCAUUGCCCCUCAUUUCGCAAGCAGUGUUCAUUCCAGUCAGUCCGAUCUCCAUUUAUCGACGACGCCUGUGGUGCAUCGUUCCACUUUGGCUGUGGGUGGUGGUCCUGGUGGUCCUGGUGGUGGACCUCUUGAAUCGUUUUCUACCUAUCGGCCUCUCUUUCCCGAUAUGAGCAUGCUACGAGCCGAUUCUCGUGAAGACCGACUACGACUCUUGCGAAGUGAUGCUCAACAAAUGAAUCUCACCAAAGCAGCUAUCUUCUAUGCCGAAAAGAUCAUGGCCAUCACAGAUGAUGCAACGGAUGUCUAUUGGCUUGCUCAAGCCUAUUAUGAUUCCAAUCAAUAUGAACGUGCUCUGGAUCUCUUGAACAAGAAAAAGACGCUCAACAAAAGUGUUCAUUGUCGCUAUCUCGCUGGGCUAUGUGCUAAUGCUCUUGAAAAUUGGCGCGAUGCAUUGGAUUAUUUGGGCCCUGAAAAUCCUUUUGCGGAUAAAGACUUCAAACAUGACACUGACAUGGAAGGACGCAUCAAGUUGGAAUCCAUCAUGUGCUAUGUACGAGGCAAUGCGUAUCUACAGUUGAAGGAAAUUGAAAAGGCCAAGAAAUGUUUCAAAGAGGCACUCUCCGUGGACGCAUUAGAAGCUCUUUUCCAAUACAAUAUGCUCGAUGAAAGGGCAGAAUGGGAUUUCAUCAUGACCCUACCCUAUGACGAACAUUGUGGACAAGACGCUGAUUUAUUUCGAUCCCUUUACAUGUUGCAUUUGAAGCGGCAUUCACAUACAGAGGAACUUCAAGAAGCUCAAGCGAGGGUGGAGGAAGAUCAUCGUCUAAGUAAAAGUUUGGAUGUCAUGCACAGCACAGCAGAAGCUUUACUGGCUGAAAGCAAGUUUGAAGAGUGUGCCAAAGUAUGUGAGCAGAUAGAGCAACAAGAUGCCCUGUAUACCAAAUCCAUUCCUGCCUAUGUCACCUGUCUCUAUGAACUUGGAGAAAAGAGCAAACUCUAUGAAUUGGCGCAAGAUCUUGUGGACAAGCUCAAUGACAAUCCAAUAUCGUGGUAUGCGGUUGGCAUCUAUUACAUGUACAUUAAGCGUUAUGGCGAAGCAAGGCGCUAUUUUAGCCAAGCAACGACCAUGGAUCCUUAUUUUGAAGCAUCUUGGCUGGGUUAUGGACAUGCAUUUGCAGCAGAGAACGACCAUGAUCAAGCCAUCAAUGCCUAUCUCACAUGUAGCAAGCUGAUACCUGGCUCCCACCUUCCCUAUCUUUAUAUUGGCAUGGAGUACAUGAAGCAAAACCUGGUGGAUACAGCGCACGAAUACUACAAAAAGAGCCUGCUAAAGUGCACCACGGACCCGUAUUUGAUGAAUGAAUUCUGCACGCUUUAUUAUCGGAAAGAGGAAUAUACCAAGGCAUUGGAGUUUGCAAGGAAGGCGUUGAAAUUUGCAAGGAAUCGACAGAGUGAAAAAAGUGCCUUAUGGCCAAAGUUAUGGUCCAAUCUUGGCCACAUUUACAGGCGGAUGGGCGACUAUGAUCGUGCAUUAAGGUGCUUCAACGUCACAUUGAUCAAAGACCCACACAACGCAGACGCACACGGCGCUAUUGGUAUCAUUUAUUACUUGCAAGGCAAAUACUCUGAUGCUGUCACAAAGUACCAAGAGGCACUGCGAAACUCAAAAUCCAGCAGCUUACUUUUGCAAUUGAUUGAUCGUGCAUUGAUGCAAUCCACCAAAGAACCUAUCAUGUCGGCUAUCUAUCGAGAUCACCGUGAGACAGACGACCUAUUCGCACCACUACGAAAAACGCCUCUGGAAGAUAUCGAGCUCAAGAAGGAUUAUCUUGAAGAAGAAAUUGCUGCAUUAGACGCACAACAACAACAUCAAAUGAUGGAGGAUGGCGGAGGUGGCGGUGGUGGCGAUGCUCAUUCACCCAAGGAUACCACAACAUCGGGCAGUAUUGUAGAUGAGGAAUCUCUACUCAUUGAUGAAGGCGAUCUACGACCCAAUAUGUCUAGAGAAUGGUUAUAA